Molecule: messenger RNA, 2166 nt
Organism: Panicum virgatum (switchgrass)
Lineage: Eukaryota; Viridiplantae; Streptophyta; Magnoliopsida; Poales; Poaceae
Product: fructokinase-like 1, chloroplastic
Exons: 4
Coding region: 48-1622 (524 amino acids)
Biological process (GO): plastid transcription; chloroplast organization
Cellular component (GO): chloroplast nucleoid
Source: RefSeq, a predicted model, not a curated record
CGUCGCCGUCCCCCUUCCUUACUCACCUCCAGCAAAGAGGAGCGGCAAUGGCCAUGGCCAGCCCCGCCUUCCUCCUUCCAGCGCUGUUCCCCAAGCCCAAUUUCAUCGCCACACCUCUCCACCCCAGUCUCCCACGAGCCCGCCAACUCCGCUGCUCGCCCAACGGCGCCGCCGUGCCGGAAUCCCCUAAACCCGCCUCUCGCCGCAGUCGGAAGAAGUCUUCGUCCCCGUCCCCGUCGGCGCCGAAGGCGAAGACCACGAGGCGGAGAACCAAGAAGGAGAGCCAGGAUUCCGACUCGGAGAGUGAGGAGGAGCCGGCGAAGCGGGCCAGCCGCCGGACAAGGAAGUCCAAGAAAGAGCAGGAGGAGGUUGUGGCCCAGACGGCGAGCGACGGGACGGAGGAGACGAUUCAAGGGUCCGAGGAGGAGGAUGGGUUGGAGGUGGUGAGCGACUACGACGACGGGGAGGAUUUCGCCAACGACUGGCCGCCGCUGGUGUGCUGCUUCGGCGCGCCGCGGUGGGAGUUCGUGCCCACGGUUCGGGUGUCGGACCGGCAGAUGCACCCCGACCAGUACUCCACGUGGCGGCACCUGCAGUGGGAGCCGCCGGAGUUCGCGCGCGCGCCGGGCAGCUCGGCGAGCAACGUGGCCAUCGCGCUCACCCGGCUUGGCGGGCGCGGCGCGGUGCUGGGCAAGGUCGGCGACGACGACUUCGGGCGCGAGCUUGUGUACCGCAUGAACUGCGAGCGGGUGCAGACACGCGCCAUCAAGUUCGACGGCAAAACGGCCACGGCCACGGCGCGCAUGAAGGUGAGCUUCCGGGACCGGGAGGACGGCAAGGGCGGCACCAAACUUGUGGCCGAGACGGUGAAGAGCGCUGCCGAGGACUCCCUCCGCAAGACUGAGAUCAAAGUCGAUGUGUUGAAAGAGGCCAGAAUGUUCCAUUUCAAUUCAGAAGUCCUGUUAAAUCCAUCAAUGCAUGAUACACUCUUCAGAGCCAUUGAAUUGUCCAAGAAAUUUGGAAGUAAAAUAUUCUUUGAUCUGAAUUUGCCAUUGCCAUUGUGGACUUCAAGGGAUAAGACAAAGGAGGUGAUAAACAGGGCAUGGAAAGAGGCUGAUAUCAUAGAGGUGUCAAGGGAUGAGCUAGAAUUCCUCCUUGAUCAUGAGUAUUAUGAAUACAAGAGAAACACCCCACCUCAGUAUUAUCUGGAAGGAUUUCAUUUUACAAGAAACUGGCCACAGUACUACCACUACAGCCCUGAAGAGAUUGCUCCCAUUUGGCAUGAUGGAAUUAAGAUCUUGCUUGUGACCUAUGGGACACUUCGGAUCCACUACUACACGCCCAAGUUUCAUGGCUGUGUGGUUGGGACAGAGGACGCACUCAUAACUCCAUACACCACUGACCGAACAGGUUCUGGUGAUGCUGUUGUUGCUGCUGUGAUUAGGAAGUUAACGACUUGUCCUGAGAUGUACGAGGACCAGGAUACAUUGGAGAGGCAACUAAGAUUUGCUGUUGCUGCUGGAAUCAUAUCACAGUGGACAAUUGGUGCUGUGCGAGGAUUUCCCACUGAGAGUGCUACCCAGAACUUGAAGGAACAAGUCUAUGUGCCUUCGAUGUGGUGAAAUGAGAGCUACAGGCGCAAUUCAUAUGCACCAAUUGCUCAGGUCUAUGGUUGCUUUAGUUAGGCGGCAGACAGGCAGGCAUUCAUGCUUCCAAUCAACGAGAAACUCUUUUAUGCCUUUGUUCUAGUCAUGGUAGCACACUUGCACAAUUGUAGCACUAAGUGGGGGGAUAGGAUGGAUGGAUUGAUGCAAACUCUGACUUUAUGUCCAUUUGUUUGUUCGCAUUCUCUCUUUAUUUCUUCCUUUCCGAAGACUCAUGUAGAAUUUUGGAGGCUUAUAGAUUAGAUAGCGUUAGGAACUGUCAAAAUUUUGUUCACGCUCGGUAUUCUGAUCAUCCCUGGAUAUAUGCGUCUUGACUCGCAAAAGGCAAGUUGGCUGCAGUCUCAUGUAACUGUCAUCACUGUACCUUGCCAGCUUGGUUAUCAUCUGAUUGUUCUGCCAAGACCUCCGCUAUACGUACAAUUCAUUUGUACACCUGUAUUUACAACAACUCAUUUGUAAAACAUUAAAACAACCUUGCAACCAGGGCCCGAAAUCUCCAGAA